UUACUGUUGCUGUUUGAAAUCAUUCAGGCUGCCGAUGUGAGCUUUUACUUUUCCGUUGAAGAAAAUCUCGCCAUCGUAGGUUCUCAAUUGAAUUCCACUAUUUACACGCAAGAUGCCAUGUCAUGUGCUAUGGCCUGCGCCAAAGAAAUGAAUUGUCACACGGCAAAUUACAUUGAAGCGGAAAAAAAAUGCGAACUCUUUGGGGAGCAAAUGGAAGAUGUCUUAAACAGCCAGGUCGCCAUUGGAUUUUUAAAAGGAUGUUACUUGAUCAAAAAGGUAAGAAUAUUUGCUUUGCACCCGUGUUGUCAUUGUCCAAAAGCCAAAAUCAAUAUUAAUGUAUGCACAUUUCAGACAAAAUUUUUCGUCUGUAUAUGGGCUGAUUUGCAAUUGUCCGGAUAGAUCGUCUCAAAUUAUUUCACUGUCUUAGAGCGAUCGAUCUAUAAUACGUUGCGCACGACCAGCCCAUACAGCUGUUUCGAGAAAGGUUGUCGAAAAAAGUGCACACGACAAUACCGAAAGGUAUUGUGGGUGGUCCUGAGUGCACUGUCAUUCAAAGAAAUUUGAAAGAAUGACACUGGAGGCCAAGGACAUAUGUUUGCGAGUGCUAAAGGAAAGCAACAAAAGUAGGUUCGACAGCUGCAGCCGUUAGGAACAAUGUAUUGAUCAUAUCUCAUAUUACCUUUCGGGAUUGUCACGUGCUCAUUUUUUCGGACAACCUUUUUUGAAAUAGCUGUAUACACCCCCGUGAGUUCUAGCGAUCGCCUCAAUGGUCCGGAUCGUCCUUAGUUUAAUCGUCUCUCGAUUGAUGGCAUUUCUGAAAUUACUUAGGUGAUCGAUAUGAUUCGAAUCAUGAAAUAGAACCAAGGUUUGUGAAGGGAGUUGCCAUUAGACCUGUCCCGAUUGCGCUCGGCAACUUUUGAGUAACUUUUGCCGUCAGGAGCAAUUUUUUCGGUUCUAGCAACCUCGAGCAACUUUUGCCUUUUUGGGCAAAAUUAGGUUUAGAGCAAAUAUCAAACCUCCCAAAAUUCAACGAUUUCACAGAAAACUUCAAGCUUAUCGAAUUUCCUGAGUGUUUACCAACCGACAGGUAAGCUUAAACUGUUAAAAGGAAAAAUUUGAUGCACAUUUCGAUAAAUUAUAAAAAAGGAAUAGAUCUUAUACAACGCCCUAGAAUUUAUAAUUGUUUUUGUAUGAAUAAUUAAUUACUUACCGAAGAAGUAUAAUGUUGUUUGGGGAUCUCAUAAUGGGCUUGGGCUACUAGUGGUUUCGCCCAUCAUAUUUGCCAGCAACUCUGAUGUUUAGAGGUAAUUUUCAAGCUAUUUUUCUUGACCGAUGUAAACCAUCAAUGUGUAGGUAGCAAAUUUUUGGAUCUUUGGCAAUUACUUAGAAUUUUUUUGGCAUUCCGGUUAACACCUUUCCAGCAUUUUACGAGCACAAUCGGGACAGGCCUGGUUCCGAUCACGCGACAAUUGUAAGGUAAACCUUUUCUUCGGGAAAGAAUGCUUAAUAACAAUGAGGAGCUCAUGUUUUCCGGAGUUUUAUUGACAGCCGGGCUCAAGGAGGUGGGGUGUGGUGAUUAAGUCAUUAAGUGUUUAAUGGUGAAUGGUCUGUCUCGGUUGCAAGUUCCUGCAUUUGCCAGUUUUAAACUUGCUUCAUUUAAAGCGUUGUCCAUUUUCUGUUUCUAGAAGCAAAUACCCCGAAACAUAGUUAGUAGAGGGGACUAUGCCACUAUAACUAUGCCCGAAAGAAUUGACAGGAGAAAAAAUGUUCUAGUUAGUAGUAAUUAUAAAGAAUUCUUUCAGUAUUUGAGAGGUUUUUUUUGCGUACUCUACGCUUUUAUGUGAUUUUUCUACGAAAGUUACCAAACCAAGUCUAUAGCUAAUGGAGGAAGCCUCAUGACGGGAGAGGUUUUCCGUUAUGCGAUUAAGACCUCUUUGUCCCUUAACUACAACUUUACCAUUUCUCUUCUCUUUCUGAAUUUCAAAUUACCGCAUAUUGGACAGAGGAACUAUCAAACAUGUCGACCUGCAAGCAAACUCGUAUGCAAAGUGACACUCACUGACAAAAUACUUCUCUUCUCCAAAUUUAUAGCCAAAAGCAUAUCUUGAUCGCCCCAACGGCCAUAAACAAGAGAACAAGUUUGUCGCUUGAUGACUUCAUUGCGGACACCAAAAAAUAUAUAGAAAUAUACAAGAACCACCAGAACAGGCCUCUACUAUCCACGCGCCGUGCGCGCGACAAAUUUUAAAAACGUCUGUUUCGCGAGGAAAUAUUUCAAUUAGCAUUAAGGGCUUUUCUUUAUUUUAGGUUCAGCUUGACGCCCCACAGUUACAAGACACACCAGAUCCCGUGGGUAAGUUUCUUUACAGAACACAUCAAUUCGUACCAAAGAAAAGACCAAAGCAAGAUUGCUUCGUCUUCAGACUCUGCUUGUUUUGCUGGGAUUAAAUUUGUUUGACAACGGUCACAAAUAAUGCAUAGAAAUUAUUCGUGACUGAUUGGGCAAUCAUAUCACAUGCAAUAUCAGUAUGAUUGACACCCUGCGAUCAGAGCCUCAUUCUGUCGUCUUGAUCAACGAGAAGAAAAGGAGUCUCUACCUGAAACGCGUCAAGCCUUUGAAGUCGUCACAAUCCAAACUUCUGGACUAGUCAAUCUUGUUCCCUCCCGUCAAACUAGUUUUUCUGGUACGAGCAUCCGUUUAAUAAUAUACCGAUAGUCAUAAUAUGAGCCCCUUUUACCGGCGCACGAGUAUAAGGCCUGGGUUCGAAAAUGUAUCCUAGCAACAAGAAGCGCAUGCUCAACAAAGAUCUUACUCGAUUCAAGCAGAGUUAUUUAAUCGAGUAAGCGAAAGAAAAGCUCUGCUGACAGGGUGUAUGAUUGGCGUCAAACAUUAUAAGAUUGUGAUAGAUAGUGGCCAGGAUGUAAAUUUAUGUAAUCAAACGAAUAGACUCUCCAACGGUAUUUUUCAACUUUUUACAUGGACAAGUUAGGGAAAAUCUGUUGACACCACUGGAGCGUCCUAAAAUUAGUAAAAACUGCAAAAUUUGAAAGUGAUUUGUUGAAAACUAACGAAGAUAUAGUUCCUCAAAGUCGCUAAAUUUUGCAGAUGUUUAUAUGGUGGGGGCCCAAACUUGCCCCCCCCCACCCCCAUACCAACGACUGUAAAUUUUCGCUCGCUUAAGACGUGUGACUUUCAAACUUGGCAAGUUUAUUAAUUUUAAGGCGCUCUUUCCAGUCGUGCCGACCGGUUUUCCGUAACUGGUCCAUCUAAAAAGUUUAAAAAACCGUGGAAGGGUCUCUUCCGGUUUAAGUUAUCUCCUUAAACUUUGACAGCUUCCCUUGCAUGGCUUGAUUUUACACCGCAGUGGUGCACUGCAUCUGGACGAGCUUCCUUUGGCGGCGAGAAAAUCACGGCGGAACAGUGUAAAGAGAAAUGUAAAGACAGAUGCCUUGGUGUGGAGUGGUGGGAAAAAUCACGCAGCUGUUACGAGUGUACUGAUCCCUCUAAAAAGACCGCGUAUACGCACACUAAUGACAUCAGUUAUCCCCCUCACGUGUUCCUUAAAAUCUGA
This is a messenger RNA of Porites lobata, 3572 nucleotides long. NCBI's taxonomy places the organism in Eukaryota, Metazoa, Cnidaria, Anthozoa, Scleractinia, Poritidae. The record is from the annotation of a GenBank genome assembly.